Knipowitschia caucasica is the source of this 477-nucleotide messenger RNA. Lineage: Eukaryota; Metazoa; Chordata; Actinopteri; Gobiiformes; Gobiidae. The record is from the annotation of a GenBank genome assembly.
AUGAAGACGGCAGGAGUGGACUACGAACUCCUGGAUCUUGGACUACGUCACAGACAGACCCCACAGACCAAGGAGACGAACCUCCUCCUCAACAGAAGACCAAGGAGACGAAUCUCCUCCUCAACAGAAGACCAAGGAGACGAACCUCCUCCUCAACAGAAGACCAAGGAGACGAACCUCCUCAACAGAAGACCAAGGAGACGAACCUCCUCCUCAACAGAAGACCAAGGAGACGAAUCUCCUCCUCAACAGAAGACCAAGGAGACGAACCUCCUCCUCAACAGAAGACCAAGGAGACGAACCUCCUCCUCAACAGAAGACCAAGGAGACGAAUCUCCUCCUCAACAGAAGACCAAGGAGACGAACCUCCUCCUCAACAGAAGACCAAGGAGACGAACCUCCUCAACCGAAGACCAAGGAGACGAACCUCCUCCUCAACAGAAGACCAAGGAGAUGGUGGACUUCUGCCUCCAGUGA